AUGAAUGAAUUCGUUAGUUCUCUUCCACAAGGGAACUAUGUUGAAGCAGUCCGUAACUCUUGCACGCGUUUCAUAGAACAGAGUCCUAUCAAUAUAUCUGAAGAAGGCAUCCACAAUUUCUUAACAAAGCUGGAUAAAUUACAAUACGAAGAACUCGCCUAUGACUCUACAAUGAAAAUGCCACUUCGUUUCGAAAAAGUAGAAGACGAGAUAAACUUUGUCACUUUUAUUGACCUAUUGAACUUUGGUAGUGGUUAUCGCGUCCCACUUCAUGAAUUGGCUGGCAGAGGUGCUUUUGAUACGAUCCGAUUUGGAGCCAUGUCUUUUCAUAUUGGUGGUAAACCUAUGGACGCAGAAACAUUUAAGAAUAUCUCGAUCUUUGAAGUAUCUGAAAUAUUUCAACUGCCUAUUGACAGAGAAGUACGCCAUGAAACACUUGAUUUUGUCACCAUGACAGAACCCACAGCCCUCAAACCUUUUGCAGCUGGCCUAACAACUGUUCUCAACACAACAGGUGAUUACUUGAAAGCCCAUAAUUACAAGGAUCUCGCAGAUUUCAUCAUGAAUCAUGUCAAGAAGCAGCCUCAGAAUGCCUCCUAUCUUGUCGAACAAUUCAUUCAAGCAUUUCCUGGUCUUCAUGAUAGCUAUCAAUUUCCUAAUAUCUCUGAACCUGUCUACUUGUACAAGAAAGCCCAAAUUAUUGUGUAUCACUUGUGGUUCACAUUUAGAGAACAACUUCCUCAGUAUUUUGACUUUAAAGACAUUGACACAUUGACUGUGUUUUCAGACAAUGUGAUCCCCACCAUGCUGAUUCAUUUGGGUGUGAUUACAGAUGUUCCUGAACAAUGGCAGCAAGAUAUCAACAACAAUAAGGAUCUUAGUGUCCAAAUAGCCACUACAUUAAGAGCAGCGGGUGUUGUUGCCUGCGAGGAGAUUGUCAAGGCUUCAAAAGCAGGUACUGGACCUGUUGCUCAUAUGACAACAGGUGGACUGGAUGUUUAUUUGUGGAGAUUGGGCAAAGAGGGUGAUUAUAGAAAAGUGCCUCGCUUCCAAUUAAAGGACACUGUGAUGUUUUAA
This is a messenger RNA of Gilbertella persicaria, 1077 nucleotides long. RefSeq lists its product as uncharacterized. Gene Ontology annotation, biological process: tRNA modification. The coding region runs from base 1 to 1077 and encodes 358 amino acids. The transcript has 2 exons. The record is from RefSeq and is a predicted model, not a curated record. Lineage: Eukaryota; Fungi; Mucoromycota; Mucoromycetes; Mucorales; Choanephoraceae.